CUGGAUCGUGAUCCUCCAAUACAAUGGCAGUGAUGGGGAUACAGCUUGUGUUCUCCUUGUUCGUGGCCAGCAUCUUUCAGAAGAUGGCACCCCACUGGUCCUUCGCCCGAUGGCUCCUUUGCAAUGGAAGCUUGCACCGCUACAAGCAUCCUUCAGAAGAGGAGCUACUUGCUCUUGCAGGGAAGCAGAAGCCGAAGGGUAAGCGGGACAGCAGGAGGAUCAACGGGGUGACCGAUGCGAAACCUUCUACUGUUCCCCGAGACAUAGAUUUGCAACUGGAGAGUAGCCCAAUCCGGACAGUGGAUGCUCUGGUUCUAUGCUAUUUCCUGGAAUAUCAGUGGUACGUCGACUUCGCAGGAUAUUCCACUCUGGUCUACCUUUUCACUGAAGGUUACUACUGCCUCGUCGAUCCCCAGAAAGAAACCAACAUUGGAAUCUUCUGGUGCCUGCUGACAGCCAUAUUCUCCGUCAAAAUUUUUGUCAUGGUGAUGCGUCAUUAUUUCCGCUCCAAGGAGGGGGGUGAGCGCUCUGUCUGCCUGUCCUUUGCCUUCCUCUUCCUUCUGAUUGCGAUGGUGGUCCUGGUGGUCCGGGAAGAUUACCUCGAAUUUGGUCUCAGUGCAGGACUAAGCAGCGUCCACGACAAUUUGGAAGUCUUCUUCAUGGACCAAGGAUGGGAAUGGAUGAUCCCGGUGACAAAACUCGGAAUUAAAGUGGGUCUCGUGGGUCUCUGCUCAUUCAUUGGUGCCUGCUUAACUUUCCCGGGCCUACGUCUGGCCCAGACUCAGCUGGAUGCGCUCAAGAUGGUGGCCGACCAGCCAAAGAUCCAACUCCUUCUGCACGCCAGUUUUCUUUCUCCCGUGAUCGUGAUGCUGAUAUGGAUCAAGCCCAUUUCACGAGACCUCUUGCUGAGGGCCCCCAUGGGCAAGGAGACGGUCCAGAUCAUGUCGGACGCCACCUACAAUUCUGUACGCCUCUGGACGAUUGUGGUGCUCUGUGUGCUGCGCCUGGCCGUCACCCGCUACCAUCUCCAGGCGUAUCUGAAUCUGGCUGAGCGUUGGGUGGAGCAAAUGAAACGGGAGGCCGGCCGGAUCACUGUGCUGGAGAUUCAGCGAAAGAUCACCAGGAUCUACUGCUAUGUAACAGUGGUCAGCCUCCAAUACCUGGCGCCAAUAUUUCUCACUCUGCACUGCACCCUUAUCCUCAAAACUCUUGGUGAAUAUUCCUGGGGUCUGUAUCCUGAACCUGCGCUAACAUCUCCAGCACCUGAUGCUAUUCCGAUUCGCCAGGCCGCCCCCUCUGAGGAUUCUGAGAAAGAAGAUGUCCAGGCUGCAGUGGAACAGAUCACCGCAUCUCUUAGUGCCUUGAGUACCGUCUUUACUCCUCUUUUCUACCGGGGGCUCUUCUCGUUCUGCGUCUGGUGGAUUGCGGCCUGUCAAGUCAUUUCCAUCUUCUUCGGCCUCUAUUUCCAUCAGCACUUGGCUGUAUCCUAAGUGAGAAAAUCUGUGGCCUCAGAGUGGGACGUUUUGGGUGCAGACUGUGCUUAGUGCCAGAAUAUGGAUCUCUCUUGAGGGCUUGCAAAUUGAUAGCCAUGUUGUCAUCCUUGAGGAAAGAUUAUCUUGUGAUGUCUCCAGCUGGAUUCAAGUACUGCUUUUUUAGACCAAUCACAGUGGGCUGGAUAUACAUCUUCGCUAUCUCAAAAGAGGUAAAAGGGGAGUGACUUGAUCAGCU
Messenger RNA from Protobothrops mucrosquamatus (brown spotted pit viper), 1728 nucleotides. RefSeq names its product transmembrane protein 161A (gene TMEM161A). NCBI's taxonomy places the organism in Eukaryota, Metazoa, Chordata, Lepidosauria, Squamata, Viperidae. The coding region runs from base 24 to 1490 and encodes 488 amino acids. The transcript is spliced from 12 exons. The record is from RefSeq and is a predicted model, not a curated record.